Molecule: messenger RNA, 177 nt
Organism: Miscanthus lutarioriparius
Lineage: Eukaryota; Viridiplantae; Streptophyta; Magnoliopsida; Poales; Poaceae
Source: the annotation of a GenBank genome assembly
AUGCCUCGUGUUGCAGAGAAGAGGCAGUCUGAGGCUAACCGGAUCAGAGAGAAGUACCCUGACAAAAUUCCAGUGAUUGUUGAGAAGGCUGAGAGGAGUGAUAUUCCUGACAUCGACAACAAAAAGUCAGUUCUCAACUUUUCUAAGUUAAUCAUAACCGUUAUACAGAUAUGUUGA